Megalobrama amblycephala (Wuchang bream) is the source of this 3128-nucleotide messenger RNA. RefSeq names its product integrin-linked kinase (gene ilk). Lineage: Eukaryota; Metazoa; Chordata; Actinopteri; Cypriniformes; Xenocyprididae. Gene Ontology annotation, cellular component: focal adhesion; stress fiber. Gene Ontology annotation, molecular function: protein binding; ATP binding; protein kinase activity. Gene Ontology annotation, biological process: integrin-mediated signaling pathway; substrate adhesion-dependent cell spreading; protein phosphorylation. The transcript has 13 exons. The record is from RefSeq and is a predicted model, not a curated record. Bases 373 to 1731 code for a protein of 452 amino acids.
UGUCCCGAGGCGCAUGUUUUCUUCACUCUCCAGCCGGGGGCGCUGCAGUGACGUGAUCUGCGGGGAAUGAGUGAGUGCCUGUCGGCGGGGAGGAGAUCACAGACUCGGGCUAUAGUAGGGUGUGGACGCUGGAAGAGUGUCGGUCCGGACUGUCCCAGUCAUUACCGUUGGUCCACUCCAGCUGAAAGCAGCCAAAUAAACAGUGCAGCGCAGACACCAGACACUUGCCCUGAGGCUGAGAAGAGACUGUCUCAACGCACGAUUCCCCUGGCUGGAUGUUCUGUCAGCCCUCGCCUGUCAUCUUCAGGGUACAGCUGCAUCAGACGCCUCUCCUAGGCGUCUCCCAGAUUCCGGUAGUGUGAGAGGAGAGAGAUGGAUGACAUCUUCACUCAGUGCCGUGAAGGCAACGCUGUAGCUGUCCGCCUCUGGUUGGACAACACAGAAAAUGACCUAAACCAGGGGGAUGACCACGGGUUCAGUCCGUUGCACUGGGCGUGCCGUGAGGGUCGUUCGGGCGUCGUGGAUAUGCUCAUCAUGAGAGGGGCGCGCAUCAAUGUCAUGAACCGCGGCGACGACACACCCCUGCACCUGGCUGCCAGCCACGGGCACCGUGACAUUCUGGCCAAGCUGAUCCAGUGUAAAGCAGAUACCAAUGCGGCAAACGAGCACGGCAACACCCCUCUCCAUUAUGCUUGCUUCUGGGCCCAUGACCUUGUAGCUGAGGAUCUGGUCAAUAAUGGUGCUCAGGUGAGCAUCUGCAACAAAUAUGGAGAAACUCCACUGGACAAGGCCAAACCACCGCUUGCUGCAAAUCUGAGAGAGCUGGCGGAGAAACAGGGACAGAGCCUGACCAAAGUUCCUUUCAAGGACACUUUCUGGAAGGGAACCACUCGAACUCGACCACGUAAUGGCACACUAAACAAAACCGCUGGCAUAGAUUAUAAGCAGCUCUCCAUGCUGGCCAAGAUCAACGAGAAUCACUCUGGGGAGCUGUGGCAGGGCCGCUGGCAGGGCACAGAGAUUGUGGUCAAGAUGCUUCAUGUGCGGGACUGGACUACUAGAAAGAGCCGUGACUUCAAUGAGGAGUAUCCUAAACUAAGAAUCUUCUCCCACCCAAACGUGUUGCCUGUGUUGGGGGCGUGUCAGGCUCCUCCCGCCCCUCAUCCAGUCAUAAUUACACACUGGAUGCCCUAUGGCUCCCUCUACAAUGUGCUUCACGAGGGGACCAACUUUGUUGUGGAUCAGACGCAGGCAGUAAAGUUUGCCCUGGAUAUAGCGUGUGGAAUGGCUUUCCUGCACACACUGGAGCCGAUGAUUCCUCGGCAUUAUCUCAACAGCAAGAGUGUCAUGAUUGAUGAGGACAUGACGGCCAGGAUAAGCAUGGCAGAUGUGAAGUUCUCCUUCCAGUGUCCCGGCAGGAUGUACUCUCCCGCAUGGGUGGCACCUGAAGCCCUGCAGAAGAAGCCAGAGGAGAUUAACCGUCGCUCUGCGGACAUGUGGAGCUUCGCCGUGUUGCUCUGGGAGCUCGUCACCAGAGAGGUGCCAUUCGCUGACCUCUCAAACAUGGAGAUCGGCAUGAAGGUGGCACUAGAGGGACUCCGGCCCACCAUCCCGCCAGGCAUCUCCCCCCACAUCUGCAAGCUAAUGAAGAUCUGCAUGAACGAGGACCCCGCCAAGAGGCCCAAAUUUGACAUGAUCGUGCCCAUCCUAGAGAAGAUGCAAGACAAAUGAAACAGCACUGCUGGACGACCCUGCAAACACUGAGUUCACAGUAUUGCCUUAAACUUCACCACUCACCAAAGUGCUCUAUGCCACUGUAGCCCUCUGCUAAAGAAAAAAAACGCUUUGUGAAAGCGCUGUUGAACAUUUUUAAAAGCCACGUUCUCACAGUCUCCUAUAUUCUUACGAGCAAUCAUUGAAUAAUGACGUGCGUGUUUGUGCAUAUAUAUGUUCAUUGGUCCUUUUCGUGUUUUCUGGAUGCUCCCCUCAAAACAUUUUUUCUAUAGCCAUUAAACAAGAAGUGGCGGCAACAGUCUUUGGACGCAGUGAAUGUACAGUAAAAUCAGUUUUCAACUAACCACUUCCACAUCUUCUGCAUAUUUUUGUGCACUUGCUCCAUUUUUGUCAUCUUCACCCCUUCAAAAGGACACCACCAAACAUUUCAGCUCAAAGUCAGUAUAAUUUGCAAACGUUUAUGCAUCAGCCGCUAUUAGUAUUUAAAGCAUCGUGCCAUUUUCUUUCAACUAUGCGUUUUCCUCAGAUUGUCCUCAUAACAAAAGUCCUAUAGUCCAAGUUUGAUUUUUUUUUUUUUUUUUUUUUUUUUAAAGCAGUGCAAUAAUGCAAUAGCUAAUGCCAAUUUUAUGCCUUAUCAUGUAACAAAAACCAAACAAUGAAGUGCCCAUAAUAUCACGAUUGUGUUGUCCCUCUCAUAGCAGGGAGAUACAUAUUCUAAAAACCUGUUAUGUUAAAUUAAGGUACCAUAUGCUCAAAGGAAGAGCCAUUUACACACGUCACAUCAAAUGUGAGAUCUUUUGUGUCACGGAUGACAUGCAUCAUGGGUCAUGUCUUCAAUUCUUGCUCCCAUAAACUUACAUAUUUACUUGAUCCAUACAAAUGCAUGAUUGCUGCAUCCUCUGUUAUGUAACUAACACGCCUCCAGCUCCUGUAAUCUAAUUUACAUUGUACAUGUUAAGCAUGUUACGUGCUGAAAUGUCUGAGAGAUUUUUAUACUGUAUACAUAUGUUUUUUUUUUUUUCAUGGGUGAUAAGCUAGACUGCCCAUGAGUGCCUUUAUUUUUUUUGCUUUUCUAAACACUACAUCUAUUUACUUCCUUAUUUUGCUUUCACAGUGUUCCUCUUAUCAGCUUGCCAGUAUGUAAUAGGAAACCCAAGAGAAGAAAACAAGCAUACUUGACAUGCAUUUUUUUUUUUUUUAUGUUUUGAAAAGCAAACAGUUGUGAUCAUGAAAAACAGACUAUCUAACUUAUGCUCACUGUUUUCUCUCCCUGUGAGGUUUUUAAUUAAAGUUAAUUCUUUAUUUUGGAGAUUUGGGCUGUUUAUAUUUUAUUCAUGAUAACUAAAGUUUACUAAAAGAAAAUACGAACAAAUAAAAUGUUUUGGCCAUGCUAA